This is a messenger RNA of Ornithodoros turicata, 849 nucleotides long. RefSeq lists its product as uncharacterized. The record is from RefSeq and is a predicted model, not a curated record. NCBI's taxonomy places the organism in Eukaryota, Metazoa, Arthropoda, Arachnida, Ixodida, Argasidae. Bases 29 to 727 code for a protein of 232 amino acids. The transcript has 3 exons.
CGCUGCCUAAAGUAGGUUCCUCUUGAAAAUGGCGUAUGUUGGCUUAACAUGCAUGCUCGUUGGGGUGAUAGUAGUCCUUGUAAGAUCUACCGCAGUUCUGAUGUACCAACGAAAGUGCUCGGAAGAAGUUUGCAACCAGACAGAUCUGUGUAGAAAAAGCGACGUGCCGGCGAUAUGUUGGAACGUCCAAGACACGUCCAAGGGCACAUCGUGUCAGUGCUGCAAGAAUUGCUACUCUGGACGGUACCUAUAUUGUCCUCGCCUUCCAGAUGAGAAUGGAGGCGAAGGAUGCACCUUGUUCAAGUGUAUCAACGCUGAAUAUCUGGAUCCAACGGACUGUUGCCCGAACUGCUUUUUGUACGAACAAGGCAGUUGCUACGGGAAUGACCUGGGAAAUCAGUGCACCACAGAAUGCUGCAUCAUCCCUUCUUGUCCAGAGGGAACGUUGGAAGUUCGUCCGGGCGAAUGCUGUCCCAAGUGUAGCAAGCACCCGACCAAUGUCCGUAGUGCAAACUGCUCCCUUGUCCUUUGCAAGGAACCCGAAUGCCCUAAGGAAGAACAGUACCAGUCCGAAAAACAAUGCUGCAUCCAAUGCAAACGGGCCAAGAGGCUCAACAUCGACCAUCACAUAGACUGUGCUAUGAUUCGUUGUCAAGAACCUUGGUGUAGCCCUGAAAAACGGUAUAUACCUGACGGCGAGUGCUGUCCUUCAUGCAGGUUUACAUAACCACACCGUACCUACGCCUCCCGGUCAUAGAACAAGACCUAUAAUACAUUUAUCCCUGUGUAAGAAGAUGGCUCCUCGCCGUGACACCUUCAUUUGUAUUAAAUAUUUUCAGUUUCUGACCC